This is a messenger RNA of Sorex fumeus (smoky shrew), 1193 nucleotides long. It is a transcript of the gene CENPH, whose product is annotated as centromere protein H. The transcript is spliced from 9 exons. Lineage: Eukaryota; Metazoa; Chordata; Mammalia; Eulipotyphla; Soricidae. Gene Ontology annotation, biological process: mitotic spindle organization; chromosome segregation; kinetochore assembly. Gene Ontology annotation, molecular function: kinetochore binding. The coding region runs from base 71 to 787 and encodes 238 amino acids. The record is from RefSeq and is a predicted model, not a curated record. Gene Ontology annotation, cellular component: nucleus; kinetochore.
GGCGGGCCGCCGGGUCGGGGUCCUCUUCUGUAGCUCCAGCGGGGACAGCCCCGUCCCACCGGGGCCUGGAAUGGAGAAGUCGUCCCGAGCAGACUCCGGAGAGGAAGGUGGGACGCCGCCGGAAGCCGACGCCCCAGCAGCCCCCCUGGACGACCACCUGGCUCUGCUGCUCAGACUGAGAGCACAGACAAAACAACAACUCUUGGAAUAUAAGUCAAUAGUUGAUGCAAAUGAAGAAAAAACUCCAGAACAAUUCUUGCAAGAACAGCAAAUUGAAGCUAAAAUUGAAGACCUGGAAAAUGAAAUUGAAGAAGCAAAAGUUGCUUUUGAAAUAAAAAAGCUUGCAUUAGACAGGAUACAACUUUCAACAGUUCUUAAAAGAAACCUGAAAAAAUUUGACACCAACACAAGUGUGCUCCUGAAUAACCUGAAACACACAUUAGAGCUAAGUAAUUCAAUAAUGAAAUCACAGCAGGAAUCUUGGGAUUUGGAGGAAAAACUGUUGGAUGUAAGGAAGAAGAGACUGCAACUAAAACAAGCUUCAGAAAGUAAGUUUUCAGAAAUACAGGCUGAAAAGAACAAACAGAAAGAGGAUCUGGAUAGUAUGGGACAUUCAGACAAGAUAAAGGCCAUAAAACAGAACCUACAGAUGGAGAUACAUAUCACCACGGUUGUUCAGAAUGUGUUUCAGAACCUCAUUUUGGGGAGUAAAAUCAAUUGGGCAGAGGAUCCUGUCCUGAAGGAAACUGUUCUUCAGCUUGAAAAGAACCUCAGCAAGAUCUUAUAAGAAUUCUGUUUUGGACUAGAGAGAGAUCAUACGUUUUCCACAGAAUCCAGAGUCAACUAGCCUUCGUGUACAACAGGUGUGGUCCAAACCCCUUUUCCACGCAAAAAAUUCUGUUUUGUUAUUUUGACUUUGUCUUUUAUAUGUCAUUUCAAAAGAAACUUUUAAGUGAAAUGGUUUUUUCAAUGUGUUUAAAAGUAAUGUAAUGCUGCAGAAUUGAUUCUUUUUAGCUUGAGUUAGCACUGUAACAGCAAAUUGCGAUGAACUUAAUUGUUUUAAAUAUGAUCAUUAAAGUGACUGCUUGCUUUAAAAGAAUCUGAAGUUCUUUGCCUUUGAAGUGUCCUAAAGGAUGUGCCAGAGUGAUGGGACAGAAGGCAGAGUGCUUGCCUUGCACAUGGUUGACCUGAGU